Linum tenue is the source of this 1165-nucleotide messenger RNA. The record is from the annotation of a GenBank genome assembly. NCBI's taxonomy places the organism in Eukaryota, Viridiplantae, Streptophyta, Magnoliopsida, Malpighiales, Linaceae.
AUUGCUUUCACCUGCAUCUCCAGCGCCGCGAUGUAAUCCCCGACUUCCUCCAACAUAUUCGGCAGCGGCGCCUUCCGGCAGCCAGGAACCAGCCGACUCAACGUCCGGAUUCGCUUCUCCACAGCCGGCGGAGGAUGCGAUGACGACGAGGAUUUAUUCUUCUCCUCCUCCUCCGCCGCCGCAAACAGCUUCUGCUUCCGCCUAUCCAUCGACCUCGCCUCCCCGAUCACUCGCGCCCGCCUCACCUUCCUGACUCUGGUCAGCCUCCAUACGUUCCCGGGUCUGAAAUGCCUGUUUCAGUCUGGAAGGAAGCACACAGACCAGAGAAAGCUGUUGAAGAUUCUAAACAAGUGAUUGCUGCACUGAGAAGCAGCAGUGGCAUGUCUGCAGUUGGAGCUGCAGGUUUUUGCUGGGGUGGUGAGAGAUCAUUCUUCCUGGCCUUUCCUUCUGAUUUAGGUAAGGUGGUUGUGGAACUGGCCAAGUCUGAUGUCAUUCAAGCUGCAGUUUUGCUGCACCCAUCCCAGGUCACCGUGGAUGACAUCGAGGAUGUGAAGAAACCAAUUGCAGUUCUGGGUGCUGAAAUCGACAAGUUGUCUCCACCUGAGCUUCUCAGGCAACUUGAACAAGUUCUGUCAACCAAACCCGAGGUUGAAGGAUAUGUGAAGAUAUUUGGAGGGGUUGUUCAUGGAUGGACUACUAAGUACAAAGAUGAAGAUGAGGCAUCCGUCAGGAGUGCUGAGGAAGCACAUCAAAACAUGCUCGACUGGUUCAUCAAAUUCGUCAACUGAAGAAAGAAGGCUUUCGCUCUGAUGGAGAGAAUAAAAAACCAAACAAAAUGCAGAUUAUCACACAGGUUCCAUGUAAUAGCAGAAAUGUUAAAAACAAUCAUGCUGCUCCCAUGCCUCGUCUCUGUUUAUGUAACUUCCUACUUUGCCUUUCAUAGAAAGCAACAUUUCGAUUGUUAAGAGAGCUUUGUAUAGAGGCUCCGCCGGUCACUCUCCGUCCUCCAUCUCCUCGGCUUCUCCUCUCCGGCUCCGCCGCUGGUGGAGGCACAAUCGGAAUCGUGUGCAAUUUUUCUCCGUUUUCUCCUCUGCUGCUGUUGUAAUUCCUCGGAAGAAUUAGGUUUCUAUUUUUAUUUUUUUAGUGAUAAUAAUAAUUAGGUGGA